Molecule: messenger RNA, 414 nt
Organism: Ostertagia ostertagi
Lineage: Eukaryota; Metazoa; Nematoda; Chromadorea; Rhabditida; Trichostrongylidae
Source: the annotation of a GenBank genome assembly
AUGUCUUGGGAUGAGAAAUACAACGGUAAAAGGAGAGCUACUACCAGACGUGAUACGUUACAGCUGAGUAAUCGUGUUCGCUAUGUUCGACGUCUUCGUUUUCGCGUCUAUUACUUCCUUGACCAUCCGAUGAGCGCAAAUAGUACAUGGUAUCAUUUUGGAGUUUUCGGAGUCGUUCUUAUCGCAGUGAUUCUUGGUGCCACUACCACAUGGGAGGACCCUCUCAUUCGAGAAGUGCAUUUCUAUAUGGAAGUGACGUUAGCGGUAUUUUUUAUCUGCGAAUUUUGUGUUCGAAUGUGGUGCAUCUCAGCGGACGCAAAGUACUGCGGGAUCAAAGAUACUGCGACUUUUCCACAUAGAUCGACAAAUGACGACAUGGCAUCUCAUCAAGAACAUGGUCAUACUAAGCAAGUA